AGAGAGAGAGAGAGAGAGGUCAUUUGUAGCAUCAUGACCACCAUAUAUAACUUUAAUCUAUUAAGAAUAUAUAAUUUUUUUUUUCUUUUGAAAAUAGUAAGAAGAUAUUUAUUAUAAAUUAUUUCUUUUAUUUUUCUUUGUAAUAUAGAUAGAGAUUAGAGAGAGAGAGGGAGAUGGAGAAUAAUAAUUGGGUGGUGUUUGUGGGAAUGGUUAUGGCAAUUGUAGCACAAGCAAGCAAUAUGGUGAUAACAAAAAUGGCCAUGUCUAAUGGAACUAACAAGUACAUCAUGCCUCUUUACUCUAAUGCCAUCUCUUCUUUUAUUCUUCUUCCUUUUGCCUACUACUUCCUAUUUUAUUACCCAAGAUCUUCAGACCUCCCUCCCUUGACCUCUUCCAUAGUCUGCAGAUUCUUCUUUCUUGCCUUAUUUGGGUGUUCAGGACAGAUAUUUGGUUAUGUGGGUAUUGACUAUAGCUCUCCCACACUUGGUACAGCCAUGCUUAAUCUCAUCCCAGCUUUCACUUUCAUUCUUGCCAUCAUAUUCAGGAUGGAGAGUGUAAAUUGGAGAAGCUCAAGUAGCCAAGCUAAAUGCUUAGGGACAAUAGUGUCCAUAUCAGGAGCAUUUGUUGUGACACUCUACAAAGGCCCACCAAUUAUACAAGAAUUUUCUCUAAUACCCAAUUUACCCCCACAACUUCUAUCCUCAUCACAAUCAGAAUGGGCCCUUGGAGGUCUUUUCCUUGCAACAGACUGUUUUGUCUCUUCUUUGUGGUACAUUUUGCAGGCAUCAACUCAGAAAAGGUACCCAGCUGUGGUAUUAGCAGUCUUAUAUCAAACCUCAUUUUCAGCUCUAAUGGAUGCACUCUUUUCUCUCAUUGUAGUCAAAGACACAAGUGCUUGGAAGCUAAAAUUUGACAUGGGUUUGGUUGCAAUUUUGUACACAGCAAUUGUGUCAACUGUGAUACGUUAUACACUAAUUACAUGGUGUGUGUCAAAAGCUGGGCCUCUAUAUUGCUCUAUGUUCAAGCCUUUAGGGAUUGUAUUCACUGUUCUCAUGGGUGCUAUCUUCUUAGGAGAGUCCCUUUAUCUUGGAUGUUUUAUAGGAGCAAUUAUAAUUGUGAGUGGAUUUUAUGGGGUGAUGUGGGGAAAGGCCAAAGAAGAAAAGAUGGAAAGAGAGAGUUGUGGUGAGGUAGAUGAAGCAAUGGCACAUGGUUCUCAAUCAUUAUUUGAUCACAAGGCCCCUCUUCUCUCAAACAAAUAAUUACCAUUAUAGUACAAUAUCAUCACAUAUGAUCAUUUCAUAUGAGACAUAAGUGUACAUGUAUAUAUAUGUUUCGACACAUUAAUGAAGUGUUUCUUAUUACUUGUA
Messenger RNA from Cannabis sativa, 1367 nucleotides. RefSeq names its product WAT1-related protein At3g28050. The transcript is spliced from 7 exons. The record is from RefSeq and is a predicted model, not a curated record. The coding region runs from base 174 to 1259 and encodes 361 amino acids. Gene Ontology annotation, cellular component: plasma membrane. Lineage: Eukaryota; Viridiplantae; Streptophyta; Magnoliopsida; Rosales; Cannabaceae. Gene Ontology annotation, molecular function: transmembrane transporter activity.